Molecule: messenger RNA, 1175 nt
Organism: Passer montanus (Eurasian tree sparrow)
Lineage: Eukaryota; Metazoa; Chordata; Aves; Passeriformes; Passeridae
Product: E3 ubiquitin-protein ligase RNF213-like
Exons: 4
Biological process (GO): sprouting angiogenesis; negative regulation of non-canonical Wnt signaling pathway; ubiquitin-dependent protein catabolic process
Cellular component (GO): cytosol; membrane; nucleolus
Molecular function (GO): ATP hydrolysis activity; ubiquitin-protein transferase activity
Source: RefSeq, a predicted model, not a curated record
GGAAAUCUCUGUAUGUGAAGAGGCUGCAUGAGAGACUGCAAGAAGAGCAGCCUGACUGCACAGAACUUCUGAAAACCAUCAGACUGAUUGAACCAGAAGUGGAUGAAGAUAAAGUGCUAAAAUCUCUCCUGCCUUUUCUGAAGAGAGAACACCAGACAAAGCCCAUGAUAUUCCAUUUUGAUAUCACCUCCUCAGUGCAGCGUGGAAUUCCAGAGUUUCUCUUCAAGCUGUUGGUUUUGCAGUACCUGACAGAUAAUAAUGGCAACAUGUGGCUACGGCAGAAGUGUCAUCUGUACAUCAUUGAAAUCCUGGAGGGGUCCCCAGUGCCAAAGACAGCAGCCAGACCUAUGUCAGUGAGCCAGAAGUAUCACUUCUUGGAUGUGUUCCCUAAAAUAACGUGCAAGUCUCCCAAAGAAGUGCUAGAAAUGGAGACACUUGGGAACAGUUCUGGGGAUGUGGGAAUGGACAAGGAGGAAUUUUGCAGUGAGGCUUUCCAGAGACCCUUCCAGUACCUGAAGAGGUUUGACCGGGGCUGUGACCUGGACACGUUCUGGUACGAGGCGCUCUCGGUGGAAGGCAGCCCUGCAGAAUGCCUGCAGCUCUUCCUCCUGCACUGCGGGGUCAUGGAUCCCUCCUGGGCAGAGCUCCGCAACUUCACCUGGUUCCUCAACAUUCAGCUGAGAGACUGCGAAGCCUCUGUCUUCUGCAACCCUGACUUUGUCCAAGACACUUUGAAUGGCUUCAAGAACUUUGUGGUUGGCUUCAUGAUUUUAAUGGCGCGGGAUUUUGCGACGCCCUCCCUGAGCAUUUCCGACCAGAGUUCAGGAAGACGAUCCUCCCACCUGGAGAACGUCGCCGAGGAAGAUCUGCUUCCUUUCCGCAUCAGGAAGAAGUGGGAGUCAGAGCCUCAUCCCUACCUGUUUUUCAAUGAGGAUCGUGUGUCCAUGACAUUCAUUGGUUUCCACUUCCAGCAGAACGGGAAUGCCUGCGCGCGGCUGGCCCUGCUCAACUGUGCCACCCCCGACGCCGUCAUCCGCCUCUGCAACUCCGUGGGGGUGUUCAUGGCGCACUCCCUGGCCCACACCUACUUCAGGCAGCAGCAGCACACCUCCUUCGCCGACUUCCUGGGCGCCCACGUGCGUGCAGAGGCUGGGCCCCAGACUGCCUUCACCGAG